Molecule: messenger RNA, 1011 nt
Organism: Fusarium sp. VM40
Lineage: Eukaryota; Fungi; Ascomycota; Sordariomycetes; Hypocreales; Nectriaceae
Source: the annotation of a GenBank genome assembly
AUGUUCGCCGCUUCUCGUAUCCAGCGCCGUGCUUUCUCCGCUACCGCCCGGGACCUUUCCAAGGUCACCGUUCUCGGUGCGGCCGGCGGUAUCGGCCAGCCUCUCUCUCUCCUCCUCAAGAUGAACCCCCGCGUCACUGACCUCGCCCUCUACGAUAUCCGUGGCGGACCCGGUGUUGCUGCUGACAUCUCCCACGUCAACACCAAGUCCAAGGUCAAGGGCUACGAGCCCAACGCCGCUGGCCUCAAGGAGGCUCUCCAGGGUGCUGAGGUUGUCCUCAUCCCCGCUGGUGUUCCCCGCAAGCCCGGCAUGACCCGUGACGAUCUUUUCAACACCAACGCUUCCAUCGUCCGUGAUCUCGCCAAGGCCGCUGCCGAGGCUGCCCCCAAGGCCAAGCUCCUGAUCAUCGCCAACCCCGUCAACUCCACCGUCCCCAUCGUCAAGGAGGUCUUCAAGGCUGCCGGUGUCUACAACCCCAAGACCCUCUUCGGUGUCACCACCCUCGAUGUUGUCCGUGCUUCCCGAUUCGUUUCCGAGAUCAAGGGCACCGACCCCAAGGAUGAGAACAUCACCGUCGUUGGUGGUCACUCUGGUGUCACCAUCGUCCCUCUCUUCUCUCAGUCCAACCACCCCGACCUCUCCUCCGACGCUGAGCUCGUCAAGCGUGUCCAGUUCGGUGGUGACGAGGUUGUCAAGGCCAAGGACGGUGCUGGCUCUGCCACUCUCUCCAUGGCUAUGGCCGGUGCCCGCAUGGCUGACUCCGUCCUCCGCGCCGUCCAGGGCGAGAAGGGUGUUACUGAGCCCGCUUUCGUCGAGUCUCCUCUCUACAAGGACCAGGGCAUUGACUUCUUCAGCUCCCAGGUCGAGCUCGGCCCCGAGGGUGUUGAGAAGAUUCACCCUCUCGGCAAGCUCGACGCCAACGAGGAGAAGCUCGUUGACGCCGCUCUCGUCGACCUCAAGAAGAACAUCGAGAAGGGUGUUGCCUUCGUUGCCUCCAACCCCGCCAAAUAA